Molecule: messenger RNA, 1710 nt
Organism: Xenopus laevis (African clawed frog)
Lineage: Eukaryota; Metazoa; Chordata; Amphibia; Anura; Pipidae
Gene: hmg20a.L
Product: high mobility group 20A L homeolog
Exons: 10
Coding region: 161-1240 (359 amino acids)
Biological process (GO): regulation of gene expression
Cellular component (GO): nucleus
Molecular function (GO): DNA binding
Source: RefSeq, a predicted model, not a curated record
GUAGAGUAGGGCUCGGAAUACACAUUAGUCUAGCAGAUUCCUCGUUCAAUUUCAUUGUGUGUUACAUGUGGGUCUUAUUGUGUGUUUGAGUCUCAGCCAGGCGAGUCCCAUUGUGUAGGCUCUCAGGUUCGCCAGCGAAACAGCCAUAAUUGUUUUUACGAUGGAAAGCACAGCCUCUGCAGUGCCCCCUUCCAGUGAAGAUCUUGUUGCGGACACAAAAGAAAAUAAUCAGCCACCAUUUUGUGGGACCACUGUCUCAGGAAGCUCCCAGGCUCCUUUACAUCCACAUUCUCCUACUCUUCAGCAAGAUGAGAGGGAGGAGCUGACAUUGCAUCAAAGUGGGGAGCAGCAAUUGGGAAACAGUGGAGAAUUAAGACAGGAGGAAGAGUUACCAAAGGCACGGCGGGGUGGCUGGAACAAGGGACGAAAGAGGAAAAGAAGCCCCCGUGACAACAAUGCACCUAAAGCACCUUUAACAGGGUAUGUGCGCUUUAUGAAUGAAAGAAGAGAGCAGCUCAGGACAGAGCGUCCAGAUGUUCCAUUCCCAGAAAUCACCAGGAUUGUAGGGAGUGAGUGGAGCAAACUACCUGCCCACGAAAAACAGCAUUACUUGGAUGAAGCAGAAAAAGAUAAAGAGCGUUACACAAAGGAACUGCAGAAGUACCAGAACACAGAUGCCUACCAAACAUACAGCCGCAAGGCCAAGAGCCGUCAGAAGGGAAGGCAGCAAAGGCAAGAGGGAGUUCGAGGAGUCCCAAGCAACACAGAGUGUUCUGAUGUCCCUGUGCACUGCAGUUCACAAAUGCAAAAGAAAGAAUCCAUUUUGAAGGAAAGGCCAAUCUUUGACAUUCCUAUCUUUACAGAGGAAUUUCUGAAUCACAGUAAAGCACGGGAGGCAGAGUUAAGGCAACUCCGGAAGUCCAACAUGGAGUUUGAGGAACGUAAUGCAGCCCUACAGAAACAUGUGGAAAGCAUGCGUUCAGCUGUUCAAAGAUUGGAAGCUGAGCUGAGCCAAGAACACGAGAGAAACUCUCUGUUACAGCAGCAUUUACAGAGCGUCCGUCAGGCACUGACUCACUGUCUGCAGUCUGUGCCAGUUCCAGGUACAACAGAAACUCCAACCUUAGAGACCAUUGACUUAUACAUGAGCCGUUUGCAGAAUGCGGUGCUUACACACCCCAAGGAGAGUGAAGUUAUUAUCUCUGGUGUCAGAGAAGUUCUAAGCCAGCUAGAGGGGUGAAGAGAACAUGUUUAAUUCAUAUUAAUGAUUUGGAACUUCAACUUUUUUUUAUCGCUCAUAUGGUUCUCUUUGAUGCCAAAUACAAUGCAGAAAACACUUCAGACAUCAUCUCUGCAAACUUCCCUAGCCUGUACUGUUUUCAGAAAAAUUCUUCUUAACUUUUUGUCCAGGGAAAACAGCUGUACCUUUGCGCAUUUUGUCUCUGAAUAUGCCUUCAGUAGCUACCGCUACAUUUGGGCUGGUGCAUUAAGUUCAGUUUGUAAAAUAUUGCACAUCUAGACAUAUUUCUUUUUAGGGUUUAGUUAGGGUUCAUCAUUUUAUAGUCAUUUGUUUUCCCUGUUAUUUAAGGAACAUUUUCUGUAAGUACAAAGCUUCCAUAUGUGCUGGGGUUAAGUUGGCCAAACGUACUGGUCAUUUGCCAUUAUUUUCUGUGAUUAUGGUCUGACCAAUAAAUGAUGACAUGGAACGUU